Besnoitia besnoiti is the source of this 528-nucleotide messenger RNA. RefSeq lists its product as uncharacterized. The record is from RefSeq and is a predicted model, not a curated record. The transcript is spliced from 3 exons. NCBI's taxonomy places the organism in Eukaryota, Apicomplexa, Conoidasida, Eucoccidiorida, Sarcocystidae. Bases 1 to 528 code for a protein of 175 amino acids.
AUGGAUGAGUCGUACCUCCCAAAUUACGGUAUCACUGCGGCGCAGACACCAUCGUCUUCUCAGACGAACCCCAAAACCGAUGGUAGCCCCACUGCGCCAGAAGCCAGCGCCGGGGCCGCUACAGAGGCCGAUUCCGAUGUCCUGCGCGGAUCGGCAGCAGCGGCUGAAUUCGGUGACAGGAACUCACCUGUCCGGUGGACCGUGAAGGAUGUAUUGCUCAAGAUAAUAUUUUGCAUCUGCCUAGCAACCCUUGUCGGCCUCAUCUUUGCUGGAAUCAUCUUCAUUUUCGACCUUCCUCAGAAAGGUCCCGGUGGCCUCCAUCAUGGUCGAUCUCAUUUUGCGGUGCCAAUGACUGCGCCAACGAGGCCCGAACCUAUUCCGUUCCUGCAGCAAGCUUACAAUGCCGAAGAACCGAUUCCUUCGGUGGCGAUUAUCUUUACAGCAGGAGCUGUGGAUGGCAAUGCUGGGAUCGCUGAGGGACCUACAGCUGAGCCUGUGCUGGGAACAGCCCAGGAAGGCCCCGGCUGA